Molecule: messenger RNA, 2894 nt
Organism: Budorcas taxicolor (takin)
Lineage: Eukaryota; Metazoa; Chordata; Mammalia; Artiodactyla; Bovidae
Product: tigger transposable element-derived protein 1-like
Exons: 5
Coding region: 531-2822 (763 amino acids)
Cellular component (GO): nucleus
Molecular function (GO): DNA binding
Source: RefSeq, a predicted model, not a curated record
ACUCUCGCCGGGCCUCACGGUCAGUUCUUGUGCAUCUGCGGUGGUCGCUUCCUUGGCGGAGUUUCUUUGCCUCCGGCAGGCGCCUCCCAGUUCUAUGGACACACUCGGUCAGCUUUUCCGCCCAGCUCUUCCGCCCAGCUCGCCCUAAACGCGCCUCUCCUGAGAAGUCUUCCUGGAUUUCUGCAGCUCAGGUCACCUCCCUGCUCCCGCUGCACCUGCGCGCGUGCCCCCCUGAGUGGUAGCAAAUGACCGGUGGAAAGAAAGAAAUUCAGAUGCUUUGCAGACGCUACAAAAGGAAAAGCAGAUGUCUUCUUCCAAUUCCUUUUCCCAGAGUUGCCAGCUGAGGAGUUGCUGGUUUUCAGGAUCUUUUGGUGAACACAAAGCAGUAGCUCCUGUUUGCUGUUUGGAAAUUUUACGCUUAAACAGGACCGGGCCCCAGAGGAGCCUGAGGUGCAGGAAUGAAGGCCCUCAGGGAAGACAGAGCGUGUGGCUGAGUGAAGACGGGGAGGCCAGCUUCCCCACGCCUCACCAUGGCAGCUGACCCGGCACCCUUCGGUCAGGAGGAGCUCGUGAUCAUCAAGGUGGAGGAGGAUGAGGACAUCCCGUGGGAUCCGGAACCGUUCUCCAAGCCUCAGCCCCACACCCCGCUGCCUGCUCUCGGUUGGGACCCCCGGCUGUGCUUCCGCAGCUUCCGCUAUGAGGAGGCCCCAGGGCCCCGCGAGGCGCUGGCCCAGCUCCGGGAGCUCUGCCGCCAGUGGCUGCGGCCCGAGGUGCACUCCAAGGAGCAGAUGCUGGAGCUGCUGGUGCUGGAGCAGUUCCUGGGAGUGCUGCCCCCCGACACCCGGGUCUGGGUGGAGUCCCACUGCCCCGAGAGCGGUGAGGAGGCUGUGGCGCUCGUGGAGGACCUUGCUCAGAUGUUUCAGGAGACUGCCCUGGUCCAGGCCCCUCCUGAGGACCAACAGCCUGGAGACCUCGCAGAGCCAGCCAAGCCCUUCUCGGAUGGAGCUCAGCCCAGGAUGUCUGGAAGCAAGCGUAAGAGCAGCGGUGAUGUAGCUGGUACUGCUAAGAAGCGCCACGCGAUAACGAUGGAGACAAAAGUGAAGAUAAUCGAGAGAGUGGAGCGAGGUGAAAAGAUGACAGACGUUGCUCGUUCGUUUAACUUGAACCGUUCAACCAUCGGCACGAUCAUCAAGAACAAGGACAAGAUCCUGGAACACGUGAAGUCUGCUGUGUCGAUGAUGUCGACGAUCAUAUCCAAGCGGCGUGGGAAAGCGAUGGAGGAGAUGGAGAGACUUCUCAGCAUGUGGUUGCAGGACCAGCAUCAGCGUCGAGCCCCGCUCAACAUAAUGCUGAUUCAAGAGAAAGCUAAGAGCCUGUAUGAAGACCUGAAGAAGAAAUACGGCGAAGAAUCAGAUGGUCCGUCUUUUAAUGCCAGCUGUGGCUGGUUUUAUCGGUUCAAGGCCAGAGCCAAUCUUCACAACGUAAAAGUAAGUGAUGAGACAACGAGUGCAGAUAUGGCUGCUGCCCGGGAAUUUCCUGACAUCCUUCGAGAAAUUAUUGAUGAAGGGGCAUAUUUACCGGAGCAGGUUUUUAAUGUGGAUGAGACAGGACUGUACUGGAAGAGGAUGCCAGACCGAAGUUACAUCAGUAAGGAGGAAAAGUUGAUGCCAGGUUAUAAAGCAGCAAAGGACAGGCUCACUCUGCUGUUUGGUGGCAAUGCUUCUGGUGAUAUGAAGCUGAAGCCUCUCUUGGUUUACCAUUCAGAGAGCCCCAAAGCCCUUAGAAAUAUAGCCAAGGGCUCUCUUCCUGUUGUGUGGAAGAGUAACCCCAAAGCCUGGGUUACACAGGCCAUUUUCCAGGACUGGUUUUUCCACCACUUUAUCCCGGAGGUAGAGAUAUACUGCUUGGAGAAGGACGUCCCGUUCAACAUUCUUCUGUUGCUUGACAGUGCUCCAGGCCACCCCCCGUUCAUGGACGAUUUUCAUCCCAACGUCAAAGUAGUGCGUCUCCCACCGGAUACUACGCCCUUUAUCCAACCCAUGGACCAGGGAGUUAUAUCAACUUUCAAGAAAUAUUAUUUACGUCGCACUUUUCGUCAGGCAGUAAAGGCGAGUGAUGAGUCAGGAACAACCUUGCGACAAUUUUGGAAGGACUAUAACAUCUACAAGGCCAUAAAAAACAUUGAUUUUGCUUGGCGUGAGGUUACAGCCGGCACCAUGAAUGGUGUAUGGAAGAACCUUUGCCCGCAGUUUGUUCAUGAUUUUCGAGAAUUCGAGAAGGUGGAUGAGGAGUCCAGAGAGGUCGUCAGCAACUUAGUGACCCUCAGUGAGAAGCUGGAGCUGGAUCUGCAGGAGGGUGACUUCACUGAACUCCUUGCCGUGCAACACGAGGAGCUCACAAAUGAAGACCUGAUGGAGCUUGAGGCCCAGAGAAAGGACGAAGAGAGACAGGAGGAGGAAGAACGAAGUGAAGAGCUGAAGAGAUUCACGAUGCAGGACAUGGCCAGGGGGUUCUCUCUGUUUGAGGAGGCGCUGUUUGUUUUCGAGGCCCAGGACCCGAAUGUAGAACGGUACACGAAGGUUGAGACAGCCGUUCAGAACGCAAUCCAGUGCUACCGUGUCGUCUACGAUGAGAAGAAAAGAGCCGCUGCCCAGACAUCCCUGGAUCAGCUUUUAAAGAGGGAGAUGGAAUUGAAUCCAGCAAGGAGCCAGAACCUGUGCCUCGCUGUCAGGCCUGGUGACGUCACAGUCCACCUGCCGUCUCCUGUUGCCGACGGUCCUUCUCUCUGCCAGCUCCCCCUCUUCGCGCAGCUCCACCAGUAACUUCUUGCCUGUUCACUCCAGCCAGUCCCUCUAAUCAGGUGGUGUGCUCUACCCCUAUACUUUCUAAGAUAC